CAUUUAUUUUUAUAUUCCACUUAAAUCUCUCUGUCUCAGACUGUUCGUCUAGAGAGGACAAGUAGAUUCGCUUUCCCAGCAUCCAAUAAUUGUCAUAUAAUUUUCUCGAGAAAUAAGAUUCUUGCCCAAGAAAAUAUAAUCUUGAUUUCAUCCCUGCUAAUUAUUCAGAGCUUGUUCUUUUCUGCUUAUAGAGGAACAAGACCAAUCAAGAUUUGGGCUUAAUGGAAUCAAGAAUGGAAGGAGAUGUGUUUUCUGGAUAUGGAGAGAGAUACCAGAUGGAUGGCAAAGUGCUGCAGAAUUUCCAGAAGAGAUUUGUUCAGGUUCAAUACAUUUUGGAGCAAAACCGGCUUUUGAUCAACGAGAUCAAUCAGAACCAUGAGUCCAAACAAGCAGAUCACUUGGGUCGAAAUGUUCGUUUGAUAAGAGAGCUCAAUAACAAUAUCAGAACUGUGGCAAGUCUUUAUGGUGAUCUCUCUCAUUCUUUCGCCAGAUCAGUUGAUGCUUCAUCAGAAGGGGAGUCCACUGGGACCUUGAAAUCUGAUGGGAAGGCCAACAACCAAAAAAGAUUUAGAUCCGGGUAAUGUUCUGUAGAUUCGGUGCUAAUUUGAGUGUGGAUUUAAGUAAUGACUUGCUGUUGAACAAAAAAGACAUUAACAACUUCACUUCUGUAAGUUCUCUUGAAAUGAGUUCAUGUCUUUAAUUCUGAGAAUAAAAGGAAGUUCAUCUUUAUUAA
Messenger RNA from Brassica oleracea var. oleracea, 733 nucleotides. Its product is annotated as protein ELF4-LIKE 2-like. The record is from RefSeq and is a predicted model, not a curated record. Gene Ontology annotation, biological process: entrainment of circadian clock; positive regulation of circadian rhythm. The coding region runs from base 222 to 581 and encodes 119 amino acids. Lineage: Eukaryota; Viridiplantae; Streptophyta; Magnoliopsida; Brassicales; Brassicaceae. The transcript has 2 exons.